Mauremys reevesii (Reeves's turtle) is the source of this 4416-nucleotide messenger RNA. RefSeq names its product OFD1 centriole and centriolar satellite protein (gene OFD1). The record is from RefSeq and is a predicted model, not a curated record. Lineage: Eukaryota; Metazoa; Chordata; Testudines; Geoemydidae. Gene Ontology annotation, cellular component: ciliary basal body; centrosome. Bases 254 to 3490 code for a protein of 1078 amino acids. The transcript has 24 exons. Gene Ontology annotation, biological process: epithelial cilium movement involved in determination of left/right asymmetry. Gene Ontology annotation, molecular function: protein binding.
UCAGCAUGAGCCCGCCCCUCCGGGCAUCGCCCCCACUAGGAGCCGGGCCCCACGUAGCCGUUAGCGGUUCCUAGGCUCAUUCCGGCCGGGCUGCUAGUUCCCCUGACUCCGGGAGCUGGGGCUUUAGCGAAACACGGGACACGCGGUGAAACCGCGGCGAUUGCCCAGGCCCGCGGCAGCGACCUCCCCCCCCUCCCCCAGCUGAUAUUUCUGUGAGGAGCCGCAUCCCCCACCCCCGGGUGCCGCGGAGGUGAUGGCUUCUUCUGAAUUUCAAGCGUUGUCCCAAGACGAACUCCGGAAAAGACUUUAUCAGACAUUUAAGAACCGAGGUGUUUUGGACACACUUAAGACGCAGCUCCGAAACCAGCUAAUCCAUGAACUGAUGCAUCCAAUUUUAAGUGGAGAACUUCAGCCACAAGCAGUGUCUAGUGAAGGCAGUUCAUUGUUAAUUGGAGCUUCCAACAGCCUGGUGGCAGAUCACCUGCGCAGUUGUGGCUAUGAAUAUUCACUUUCUGUUUUCUAUCCAGAAAGUGGAUUAGAAAAGGAGAAGGUGUUUACUAUGCAAGAUCUUCUGCAACUAAUUAGGAUCCAUCCAAAAUCCAGUCUUUACAAGUCAUUGACUUCAGGAGCUCAAAAAGAGAACAAAAAAGGUUUUCUUAUACAGAUGUUAAUGGAGCUGACAGAGCAUCACCUAUGUAAGGAAAGUCACAACGCAGAAACUCAGACAAUCUCAAUACCUCCUUAUAGAGAAUCUCUUGUUGAGAAACUUCAGCUGAUUGAUGAACAGUUUGCAGAUAUUUAUCCCCAGCAUCAGAAAUUUGAGUCUUUAGAAGUGAAACUCAUUGAAUAUCGAAAAGAAAUAGAGGACCAGCUUCAAGCAGAAAUGUCUGAAAAGUUACAACAUUUCAAAGAGGUUGAAAUAGCAAAGAUCAGAAUGGAAGAGAAAGCACAAUGCCAGAAAGAAGUUUCUGAUUUGCGUCGAGAGUUUGAAAGGACAAACCAAGCCAAGUCUGAGGCUCUGAUUGCUCGUGAAAAGAAUGCUAUUGAAAGACUUCAAAAACAACAGGAGAUUGAAGCAAAGGAGGUUUAUACACAAAGACAAAGUCUGCUGAAAGAUAUUGAAAUGAUAAGAACCAGAGAGGCAGAACUGAAGCAAAGAAUUGAAAGUUUUGAACUUGCUCAGAAACUUCAAGAAGAAAAAAAUAAAGCUGUUGAUGAUGCACUGCGACGUCGGGAGAUAGCUGUGAAGAACAUUGAGGAGACUUAUGACCAAAAGCUUAAGAAUGAACUCCUGAAAUAUCAACUCGAGUUGAAGGAAGAAUAUAUAGCCAGAACCACUAGGGUUACUGAAGAUGAGAAAAAGAAUAAAGAGAAGGCUAUACUUCUGCGUGAAGAGACCAUUGCUGUUAAUUCAAAGAAGGAAGAACUCAAACAAGUUGUAUCACACGCAAAAGAACUAGAGCUGGAGCUGGAUUCAGUAAAGGCGCAGGUGCUAUUGGUAAACAAACAGAAUCAGUUGUUGACAGAAAAAUUGAAAGAGAUUGCGGACUAUCCCUUGUUAAAGGAAGAGAAACUGGAGCUUCAGGUGCAAAAUAAACUACUUAAACAACAACUGGAGGAGACUCGCAAUGAAAACCUGCAUUUCCGAGACAAGUUAACUCAGCCAUCAGCUGAACAUGUAGCCUGCCAGGCAGAAUUGAGGAGAGUUGAACAUGCUAAAAAGCUGGAACAGGAUGAGUUUGAAACACAUAAACAACUUCUGGAAAAGCAACUGCAAAGUGAGGUUGAACGUUGUGCACAAUUAAAGAUCCAGCUGUUAGACUAUGAAACUACUAUCAGAAAGCUAAACGUACAGGUUGAAGAUUUGAAAUUGCAGCUGAAGCAAACACAGACAGUUCUAGAGAAUGAAGUGUAUCGGAAUCCCAAGCCUUCUCUUGUUGAUCGUUCUGUCAUUGACUUCACUGGUGAUAGGAUUGUACCUCAUGACAUUUAUGUAGAUGGUGCUUUCUUGAAGAACCGGGCUGUUACUGAUAUUGUUGUGGCAGAUGAUGUACCAAACGUUGGUUAUCGCCAGCAUUCACGGACCUGCAACUCUUCUCCAGAUUCUGACCUUGAAUUUGUCGCCAAAACCAAAGCUAGGAUAAAAGAACUAGAAAAAGAGGCAGAGUAUUUGGAAGAGGCCUACAGAAAUUACCAGCAUAGAGUCAUUCAAGGUGCAGUUGCAAACAGGACACCAACAAAGACUAAGUCCCCUCUACCUUUACGAAAUGCUGUUAGAUUCCCUUUGGCUUCUCAACACAGAGUAAUGUUUGUAGAAGACAACCUUGGCCCUCAGCAUUUCUCUCUUAGCAGUCCGAGUGGCCCAAGAUAUGUGACACCUGGGCAUGAUGAUGUCUUGAAAAAUCAUCUAAUUACUCCCCGAAGAAGAGUCUCUUCCUCCAGACGUCUUUCUUCUACUCCUCUCUCCAAAGUGGAGAGAAACAACAAUAGCCAUAUACUUCCAGAAGGUGUGUGCCUGCCCAGCUCACUAGUGCUGGAGAAUUUUGCCCAGCAGUACCCACAGAUGCCAGCACUUGUGCCUCGUGCCUGUAGCCCCUCCCCUGGCUAUACAAGCUGGUGCCACCCUGACCCCUCUCAGUUUCUUAUGGCCCAUGGCUGGAAUAGCAGCGAAUCGUACCUAGUCUCUUCCCAACAGAGUGUCGACCAGCCUCUUUCUCCUAUUUUGAGGACAUGCCAUCUUUCAUCUUCUGAGUCUGCUCCUUCCUCUCCAACCAGUCAUGGACAAAAAUUGAGUCUUCAUGAACAGCAAGCUGAUAAUCAGGACUUAAAUGACUCUUCAAAGCCAGAGAAGCUAGCAUAUGAGGACCUUGAAGAACAUAAUUCUUCUCUUAAAUAUCAAGGGGACAUUCCAGAGCAGCUCGAAAGUGAUGUGUCACAUCCAUCUGGGGACAGCGUCAAUGGGAGCAAUGUCACAAACACUGUGCCAGCAACAGCCACUUCACAGCAGGAUUUAACAGUGGUUGAUCAAAGCCAGUCUGAAGAACAGAAAAGAGAAGAGAAUGAGAAAAAAUGGGAAGAAGAAAGGAGAGAAAGAGACGAAAGAAGGCAAAGAGAAAGGCAGGAAGCACUGGAAAGGGAGGAAAGAGAACUAGAAAAACUGAAUGAAGAAAUGAAGUUGAUCCAAGAUUCGUUGAAAAGUGAAGAAGAAGAAGAAGAAAAAAAGACAGACCGUAAAGUGGAAGAGUCAGAAAUCAGUAAUCCUGAUGCUAAAGACAAUUUGUGUGACCCUCGUCCUAAUCCACUAGAAAAAUACAUGAAACUGAUACAGCAGAGCAGAGAGCAGGAGCUGACAAACAAGAGCUCCAAAAAAGAGGAAGAAGUAUCACUGAUAGAGAGACUUCUGUCUAGUGAAAAAGAUGACAGGUCAGGCUGGAUACAAUUAUUAUUUAAAGCUGAGUGCUGCAGGCGUCUCUCAUGGAGAACCGGAUGAAGACUUCUGGUGAAUAGCAGCUACUCUCUCCUAAUGACCAGCACCAUGGAAGAUGGUGUGAAGUUAUGUAAAACAGUCACUACACCACCAGAACUGAAUAUUUUCAUGCACAGUGGUUUCAGCUGAGGAUCAGAAUUAAAGUUUAACAUGUUCAUAUUUGGGAUAAUGUCUUUGUAAAAGGCUAAUUUUUUUAAUGAGUAAUUUUAGAUGAAUCUACUAUGACUGGUAGUACUAGUAGCUGCUAAAACCAUAAGUGCAUGGCCUAACCUUUCUGUUUUAAGCUUUCCCAUAUCUUCACAAAAUAUUCUAGGAGUCACUGUAGCCUGUUGAUCAGAAAGUGUGUUUGUUUUCGUAUUCAUGAAAAAGCUCUGGGCUGUGACUGAAAAGCAAAGGUGCCUAGUCUAUUAGGAUGUAAAGCAGUUCAACAUUUUUUCAGAUAAAUUAGGUGGCUUUUAAAAAAAAUACCAUCCUGCCUUAAGAGAAGAGAGUUUUAAAGAUUAAAUGAUAAAUGAACAUUCAAACAAAGUAGAUUUGAAAGUGAGUGUCUUUUCCAGCAUGUUUCUAUUGCUGGUUUCACAAAUGGCAUGUCAAGAUGACUAUCUGCAAGACAAGGGCUCAGAUAUGCCAAUUAUGAUUAAAAUUUUUAAUGCAUUCUGAUAGCUACCUGAUAAUUUCUUUGAGACCACCUUUGGAUUAGUGUAGUUUUUCACUGGCGAUAACUUGUUUAAGUACUUUUCUAAAGAAGCAGUAAGAGGGGGGAAGAAAAAUACACUUUAAAAGGUGAGCUUCAUGCUGUUUUACUGCUGGUAUCUUAAGUAUUCCAUAGGCGAGAGGGUACGAGCAUGACUGUCUUAAUCCUCUAUAAAAUGCAAACCUAAAAAAAUGUAGACUGUUCUGGUAUUUUAUAAUAAAAUGUGUCACCUGUG